AUGUUACCUGAAAAUUUAAAAGAAUUUGGAGAAACUUUAAUUUCUAUUAUAUGUCUUAGUUCAAAUAUUUAUUUUUGGUGGAAAGAUGAUGGUUAUUUUAAUGACUUAACUGAAUUAAAUCCAUUAGUUCAUACAUGGAGUUUAGCUGUAGAAGAACAAUUUUAUUUUAUCUUUCCAAUAUUAUGUUAUUUAUUUCUUCGAAAAAAAUUUUAUUUAAUUAUUCUUUUGAUUUGUUCAGCAGUAGUGAGUUUAUUUCUUAGUCAAUGGGGUGGCAAUUUUCAAUAUAUGUUAAUUAAAGAAUUUCAAAUGUUUUCUCAAUAUCGUUAUGCAUCAUUUUAUUUACCUAUAGGACGUAUUUGGGAAUUAUUAUUUGGUGCUUUUAUUGCAUUUUAUUUACAAGAUAAUGAUACAAACAAGGGUGGUGGCUUAGCAUUAAUAAAAUUCUCUCGCAAAUCAAAUGAAUUAUUUUCCUUGUUUGGUCUUCUACUGAUCGUCAUUUCUGUAUUAUUUUUUGAUAAUCAUAAUAUUCCUCCGUUUCCAAAUUGUUAUACAUUAAUUCCAACAUGUGGAGCAACAUUAAUAAUUCUUUUUGCAAAUAAAAAUACAUUAGUUGGAUAUGUAUUAAGUACACGUCCAUUACGAUGGAUUGGUCUUUUAUCAUAUAGUGCUUAUCUUUGGCAUCAACCAUUACUUGCAUUUACUCGUUUACAAUCAAAUCAAACAUUAAAUAUUAUUAUCGUGGUUAGUUCUAUUUUUCCACUUAGUAUAUUCAGUUAUUUCUUUAUUGAACAACCAUUUCGGAAUAAAAAAUAUUUUAGUCGACAGAAAAUAUUUUUGAUGUCUGGUUUAGCUUUUGUGAUAACUUUGUUUAUUGCCAUAUUUUUAAUUCAAACUGCAAAUAAUCGAUCAAUGAUAGUGAAUAAAAGCAAUGAUACGUAUUUAUCGGAUUUAAAAAAAUAUGAUAAUUGGCAAUAUGUUGUACGAAAUUUUAAUGCUUUAGAACGGAAAAGUAAAACAUUUUCAAAUCGAACAAUAACAUUAAAUAAAAGAGUUGUACUUAUUGGUGAUAGUUUUGCUCAAGAUUUUUAUAAUGUUAUUAUAGAAGGAAAACAUUUAAUUGAUUAUGAAAUUCGAGUUGCUUUUGUUUAUUCACGUUGUCAAAUUUAUCUUGGUUUAGAAGAUCGAAGAAAAUUUAUUGAAGUUAAACAUAGACAAACAUGUACAAAUGCAAAUGAUAUUAAAUAUGCUUUACCUUUAAUUCGAGUAAUUAAACAAUAUCAAUAUCCAAGAAUUGAAAUUGUUAAUGUUAAUAAUUUAUUAGAAAAAAGUCUAGAUAAAUCAAUAUUUGUUAAUAUUAUUGAAAUGAUUUGUAAUGGAUUUAAUAAGACGUGUCCACUUUUUACUCGUGAUGGUAAAUUAAUAUCACAUGAUGGAGCACAUUUGACUAAAUAUGGUGCUCGUUAUGUUGGAGAUAUUAUUUCUAAAAAUGAACCUUUGAAUAAAGUCUAG
Messenger RNA from Adineta steineri, 1509 nucleotides. The record is from the annotation of a GenBank genome assembly. Lineage: Eukaryota; Metazoa; Rotifera; Eurotatoria; Adinetida; Adinetidae.